CAACAACAUCAGGUCUCCGCACGCUAGACUAGCCCUCCACAACACCCACCUCCCCGCGCGCUCUACAGCAAUAUCAUGAAUUGAACGGCCCAGAACAAUGUCCUUCUCGUACGACCGCUACGACCGCCGCCAGUCCUCGUCCAGCCGCCGCACCACCUUCGGCUACUGGGUACCCCUAGUCCUCACCGUCACUGUUGCGACCGCGGGCUUCGCCGCCUGGGUAUGGAGUGAGCGACGCGACGACGAUGAAUCCGACGAUGCCGAUCUGAGCUAUGGCGAGGAUGAGUACAGGAAGAUGCCCGAGGGCUCGCGCGAGAGCAUGUCGCAGGGAGUGGCGCGCGACGACGAGGGCCUCAUGUCGCGCGUGCAGGGCGUCAUGCGACGGACACCGAGUCCGCAGCAGCUGUUUGACACUGUGAGCAAGAAGACAGCCGCUGGGUUUGCAGCCGCAGGAGCUGCUGCUGGGGCGGCGCUUGCUUCGAUCCGGGAGGAGGAUAAAGAUGAUUAUGCGGACCAUAACAGAUGGUCCGAGGAAGCAGCCAUCAGGCGCAAUGUCGAAGCGCAGUCUUCGCAGAGCGCGGCGGCGGUGGACACGCAGACAAAGUCGUUCGCCGCUUCGGUGAGGGGUGGACCCUCAGCUAGCGGCAGGAGGAAGACGGUGGCUAUUGUUGUGUCCGCCGAGUCUUUGAUGGACACGCAUGAGGAGGAUGGCUCGUACCGCUCAGAGAAUGCUACCAUACUCUCCCACCUCCCCGACACCGACUUCAGCAAAACCAAGCUCUUUGUGCUCAUCUACUCGCCCUCUCUGCGAUCACGACCCAACUCGCGGACGGGUGCUGCUUCCCUCGGCUCAUCCUACUCAGCCAUAUCCACUCCCGCGCGUACACCAGGAGAAGAACUUCAGUCUAUCGAACCGCACCCGGAAGAGACCGUUUAUACCCCAGCCCUGUCCGCACGAAGCUCAGAUACCGUACUCUGGAACACUCUCCACGCGCAAGCUCUUCGGCUCGUCGAGGACCCCGCUAUGGUCAUGCCCUUCACCACGCCCACUGGCUUUGUACAUAUGCUUCGCCACCUCGGCCCCGAGCUUGUGUACGUCGUAGACGCUCUGAGCGGCCCUCACGGCUCCAACAUCGAAGACCUCAAGCGCUGGGUUAGCCAAACUGUUGUAGUUGUCGGCGGCGAUGGCACUGGGCUAGGCGGAUUGGUGGACACCGAUGACGAGGGUGCAGCUGGCAAGUCGAAAUCAGAGCAUGCCGGCCACGGCGAUCGAUGGUGGGAGAACACGGACAUGGUAGGCCUUGGAAAGGGCGUGGAGAUUGUGGACGCUUCGAGACUUACGGACGAUUACGAGAGGCGAGCCGGAGGAAGGGAGUAAAUACACUUUCCUCUGGAGUUUCGGAUGAUAACCCGCUUGCUUACUGCGAGUACUUAGGUAGCCCCUUUUGGGAAAUGCGUAUGUAACGAAACAUGAAUAUUUUACUUCUCUAUAUCCCAGGGGCUGUUUCUUCGCU
This is a messenger RNA of Trematosphaeria pertusa, 1514 nucleotides long. RefSeq lists its product as uncharacterized. The transcript is spliced from 2 exons. The record is from RefSeq and is a predicted model, not a curated record. Bases 98 to 1378 code for a protein of 426 amino acids. NCBI's taxonomy places the organism in Eukaryota, Fungi, Ascomycota, Dothideomycetes, Pleosporales, Trematosphaeriaceae.